AUGUCGCGCGUGUGCGAGUGUCCUCUGCGGCUGGAAAAGGGCUUCAUCUUGGAUGGUGUGGCCGUGAGCACCAUGGCCCGCACCUAUGAGCGCCUGAGGCCCAAGGUCUGGUCGGCGAUUCCGCCCUACAACGCUCAGCAGGACUACCACGCCCGCCGAUACUUCCGGAGCCGCGUGGUUCCGCCAGUGCUGCGCCGGACUGAACAGGAUCUCGGGGGCACAGGCAGGGAUGGCUGGAUAGUGGAUUAUUUCCACAUCUUCGGGCAAGGACAGAGAUACCUGAACCGGAGAAACUGGGCAGGGGCAGGGCAUUCCCUCCAGCAGGUGACAGGGCAUGAUAACUACAAUGCUGAUUUGAAAAUGAUCAACGGGUUCAAUGGUCGGUUUGGCUAUCGCAGGAACACCCCAGACCUCCGCCAGCGCCCAUCGGUCUUUGGAGAGGUCACCCGAUUCCCUCUCUUCUGA
Molecule: messenger RNA, 465 nt
Organism: Puma concolor (puma)
Lineage: Eukaryota; Metazoa; Chordata; Mammalia; Carnivora; Felidae
Gene: SPMAP1
Product: sperm microtubule associated protein 1
Source: RefSeq, a predicted model, not a curated record